Schistosoma guineensis is the source of this 894-nucleotide messenger RNA. NCBI's taxonomy places the organism in Eukaryota, Metazoa, Platyhelminthes, Trematoda, Strigeidida, Schistosomatidae. The record is from the annotation of a GenBank genome assembly.
GUCGGUCCAAAGUUCGAGUAAAGAAGAGAUGUGCAUGGAGUCAGCAACCUCAUCACGUAGGAAACAACCUUGCUAAAAAUCCUAACUAGAAUAAACAAGUUUAAUCAUUUAAAGUCUACCCUCCAAUUUGAAGGAUCUCUCAGAAGAAUUACAUCUCAUAGUGAGUGCCAAGAUUCUUCGAAAGUCACGAAACCCACGCCCCUUCUAACAACCACAUCAAUAAUUAAUAUAGGUACAUAGGAUGCUCAGACAAUGUGAGAGACUGGGAGGACUGAAGUGAACAGAACACGAGUGGGGACAAUAGAAUGUAUAUAACACAAAAUUACAGGACUUGUUAAUAAAAUCUAACAAUCAUAAAGUAAAUGCUUAAUUUACAAAAUGUCCAUCGAUUGUCUCAAAAUGAUUCAGACUUCAUUGUUCUUGCACUUUCAUACAAAUUGCAUUCUGUUUCCAUUCUUUACUGUUCGAUCUUCUUGUCUCUCUUCUUCCAGACCUUAUGUUUACGACUAAUAUCAUAUACUACUUAUGUCAAUAUAAGUAGCACACACCACAGGACUAACCAAAUAGCUACAGAAAUGAGGAGAUACAACUUGCAGGUGCUCGAAUUAAGUGAAACACAUUGGACUCAAGCUGGACAGAGAAGACUAGAUUCGGGAGAGAUGCUGCUGUACUCUGGUCACGAAGAUGCAAAUGCUCCACACACACAAAGGGAUUUGCUCUGAUGCUGUCCAAAGAAGCAUGACAAGCACUUGCUGAAUGGAAAUCUCAUGGAUCCAGAAUAAUCAAAUCAUCAUUCAAGACAAAGAAGGGAAUCACAAUAAAUGUUACCAAAUGUCAUGCACCCACUAAUGAAUGCAACGACAACGCUAAAAGUCGGUCUUAUGAGAGGAUGGA